Molecule: messenger RNA, 1861 nt
Organism: Rhopilema esculentum
Lineage: Eukaryota; Metazoa; Cnidaria; Scyphozoa; Rhizostomeae; Rhizostomatidae
Product: NADPH:adrenodoxin oxidoreductase, mitochondrial
Molecular function (GO): oxidoreductase activity
Source: RefSeq, a predicted model, not a curated record
AGGAGAGGAGUCCACCGAGGGUAAAAUAUUAUGAAAUGAACUGCUUACUCUGGAGCAGGUCUAAUAGGCUCUUUUUAGAUUCAGCUAUUUAGUUGUAAAUAAAUUGUGUAAUUGAAAGGAAGGUAUCAAAUAUGCUGAAACUACCAAACUUCCGGUUUUUGGAACCUAUCCGAAGAGAGACAGCAAAGUACUUUGUUAGGCCAUUAGGCCCUUACUCUAGAAAUGGAGCCCUGCUGUACAACUCUAAAGGAUGCACGAGAGAAAACAGCACUUCAUCGCGCGUUUGCAUAAUUGGAAGUGGUCCAGCUGGAUUUUAUACAGCACAGCAGCUUUUGAAGGUUGACAAAAAUGUUGUGGUUGAUAUUUAUGAAAGAUCACCAGUGCCUUUUGGACUUGUUAGAUUUGGAGUCGCACCUGAUCACCCUGAAGUAAAAAAUGUCAUUAACUCGUUUAAAAUUGUUGCCCAAAAUGAACGCUGUAAUUUCUUUGGAAAUGUAAAUGUAGGCGUAGAUGUCAAGACAAAGGAACUUAGAGAUAUGUAUGAUGCUGUUGUCCUAGCAUAUGGAGCAGAUAAAGAUAAGACUCUUGAUAUUAAAGGAGAAGACUUAGAUGGAGUUCUUUCCGCAAGAGCUUUUGUUGGAUGGUACAAUGGAAUGCCAGCUCAUGCCAAUCUUAACCCUGACCUUUCAGGCCAAACAGCAGUCAUUAUUGGUCAUGGAAACGUAGCCAUUGAUGUAGGCAGAAUUCUGUUAUCACAAUAUGAUAUUCUUCAACACACUGACAUUUGUAAUUAUGCUUUAGAUGCCUUGAAAUUGAGUAAGGUCAACAAUGUUUAUGUGGCUGGCAGAAGAGGACCACUAGAAGCUUCAUUUACAAUCAAAGAGUUAAGGGAAAUGAUAAAUCUCCCUUUUUGCAGAACUAUAUUUAAAAAAGAGGACUUUGAACAUCUUAAAGAAGAUAUACCAAGUCUUCCUAGGCAAAAAAAGAGAAUAAUGGAACUCAUGUUUAAAACAGCAAAUCAGGAACCUGUUUUAGAAAAUACAGCUAAGUUAAAUAAAUUUCAACCUUUGUUCUUUAGAAGUCCAGUGGAGAUAUUAAGUGAUGAAAAAUCUAAGGUCAAGGGGGUGAAAUUUGAAGUUAACAGAUUAGCUGUUUUGGAAGACGGCUCGCAGAAAGCUAUUGGAACUGGUCAAUUUGAAGAAAUCAAUUGCAGCCUUGUCAUACGAAGCAUUGGUUAUAAAAGUAUCAGAGUAGAUGAAGGUAUUCCAUUUGAUGCUAGAAUGGGCUUCAUUCCGAACAAAAAUGGAAGGGUUGUUGAAGGAGCAGGUAGUGAUGAAGUUGUGAAAGGUCUCUAUUGCAGUGGUUGGGUAAAGCAUGGACCAGUUGGAGUAAUACUUACCACUAUGGCGGAGGCUAAAACGACAGGUAACUUAAUUGCAGAGGAUAUAAAUAGCAAUGUGCUAGAGGCAAAAGGACUGACAAACAGUGAAGUUGAUAGUUUUCUCAAAUCAAAAAAUGUAGAGUCUCUAACCUACGUUGAUUGGGAAAGGAUUGAUGAAGAAGAAACAAAAAGGGGUGCAGAACUCAAGAAACCUAGGGAGAAGAUUGUGUCAGAAAAAGAAAUGAUUGAAAUUGCAAGCAAAAUGAGAAGUAAGAAUUCAAAAGAGGAUCUUCAAAUAUAAUUACAGAUUUAUUUUAAGAUGGAUACAAAAAGUGUGAAUAUCCCUUAUAAGAUGAUAGAAUGCCUCUUGGCCUAUCUUGCUGUUAAGCAGUUUUUAUACAUUUUUAUGUGAAAGAUUAAUUGAAAUCAUGUUUGUUAAUUAUUUGUUAGGUCCAUAAACUAUUAUGUCAUUCAUGCUAG